Molecule: messenger RNA, 1281 nt
Organism: Rotaria socialis
Lineage: Eukaryota; Metazoa; Rotifera; Eurotatoria; Philodinida; Philodinidae
Source: the annotation of a GenBank genome assembly
AUGAAUGCAAUUAAUCGACUUGAUGUACUUUUAUCGGAUAUUGUUAAAAAUGAACCAUCAACGUCGACUAAUGGAAUUAAUCAAGAAACUUCAAUACAACCAUUAUCCAAAUUGACAUUUCCACAAUGCGAUCCAUAUCCUUCAUCAGUAUUGCCUUCAGGCAUGGUAACAACAGUACCAUUGCCACCACGUCGUAAUUCUUCAUCAUUGAAACAUCAUCAUCAUCAUCAUCGUCGUCGCCAACAUCAUCAUAUUGAUCAAGCUGACAAAGAACAACAACAUCAACCACUUCUAAAUUCGUCAACGUUAGAUGAUUUAUUUCGUGCAUUAACACUUGAAUGUGAACAAUAUUUAGCUGCUACAUCUUCACAACAGAAUAAAAAAUCUACUCAAAUGACUGUUCAGCCUUCAUCAAAAAUACAAGUAUCUGUUGAGUCUAACGAUGAUGAUUACGAAAAUUUGCAUUCAUCAAAAUCUUCACAACUAACAACAAAUAAUGUUUCACCGCUCAAAACAAGUAUUGCAGUUAUGAGUCCAAUAAAACGACACGUUGUUUCAAUAACCAUCACAUCAAAGGUAUCUUCGCCACAAUUAAUAUCUCCUGUCAAACCUCUUUGUACUACAACAACAUUAGUUUCAGUAGCACCAACACCACUGUUGCCGCCACCAUCACCACCACCGCCACCACCGUUGACAUCACCUCCAACAAACUGUCAAUCAAGUGACGAUGAUGCUAUUAAUAUAUCAUCAUCAAGUACAAAUCGUAAACGUCGUCGUCGUGCUCGUAAACAAGUUCUAUCAGCAACGACGAUUCGAUCGAGUUCAUCUUCGAACGAACGAAAAGAAAUGAUUACGGAUAAAAAACCAAUAGUUUCAAAACGUUCAUGUAGUACUGAUCCUCGUUAUCAAGGUAACAGAAAUUCUCAUGAUAUUGACUUUAUUUCAUCAUUAUCAUCAUCUCAAAAACAACGAACAAGACGUCCACAUCGACGUGAUAUUUCAUUGCAGCAUUCUGUUCCAAAUUCAGAACGCUAUCGUGAAAAUCAUUUGUCACCUCUAUCGGUUUUAUUAACAUCAACCAAAUUAACAAGCGAUUUUCUCAAUAAUUCUCAUCAACCACAACAAAGACGUUCACGUCUUGAGUCAGUUAAUCAAAAAUCAUCGACAUUAAUAGAUCGUUUGCAUCAACAAUUCUAUCGACCAACACCGAUUCUAAAUAAUAAUAAUAACAAAAACAAUAGCAUUCCUGCUCAUCGAAUGCCAUCAUAUCCAGUUUAUUGA